AUGAACUCAACCGCGGACUCGAACUCUCAGGAUCCUGCUCGGACGCACCAGAACGGGAGCGGCGACCGCGAGCGAGGGGGCCCCGCCCAGGCCCAGGCCGCCCUCCCAGCAGGCUCGCGCGUUGGUCCCGACCGGGGGCGCUACCUCAUCGUCCGGAAGAUCGGCUCGGGGUCCAGCGCGACGGUGUAUCGCGCGUUCGACACUCGGGACCAGCGCACCGUGGCGAUCAAGCUGUUCGACAUUCGGGAGGCGAGUCAAGGGACGGAGAAAGGGCUGACGCUGCGAUCGAAGCUCGCGCGCGAGAUCGCUAUCGGCCGCGAGUGCGGCACCAUGGACUGCGUUGUGAGGCUCGAGGAGUGCUUCGUCCAGGGCGACCUGCUCGCCCUCGUCAUGGAGUUCGUCGACGGCGAGGACCUGCUCGCAUGCAUCAACAGACACGACCGGCGGCUCGGCGAGAGCCUUGCUCGCCACUUGUUCCGGCAGCUCUGUGGCGCGGUCGAGAGCCUCCACGCCUCACAACUGUGCCACCGCGACAUCAAGCCGGAGAACAUCCUGAUCGAAUACGGGACGUAUCGACUCAAGAUCUGCGACCUCGGACUCUCCAAGCACAUCCAGUCGGCGGUGACUCUCGGCAUCGGCACGCCCGGGUACCUGGCCCCGGAGCUGAUCAUCGCCACCGAGGACGCACCGCGUCAGGGCCAGUACGACGCGAUGAAGGCCGACGCGUGGGGCGUCGGCGCGAGCCUGUACCUGAUGGUGGCGGGCUGGUAUCCGUUCUCCUCCCCAACCGAGGGGGCGCACAACUCAUCCCGCGCCAUCGCCAGCACCCUGCGCAACCAGGUGGCGGGCAGGAUGCGGCCGCUGCCGGAGCCUCUGCGCGGGUCCCCCGUGGAGGACCUCAUCAAGCGGCUGCUCGAGCCCGACCCGCGGAAGCGAGCGAGCAUCGCCGAGGCCAUCGCACACCCGUGGACGCAGAGCGCGACGGAGCAGGGGUAG
Messenger RNA from Pedinophyceae sp. YPF-701, 996 nucleotides. The record is from the annotation of a GenBank genome assembly. Lineage: Eukaryota; Viridiplantae; Chlorophyta; Pedinophyceae.